Messenger RNA from Nematolebias whitei (Rio pearlfish), 1151 nucleotides. RefSeq lists its product as uncharacterized. The annotation marks the transcript as partial. The record is from RefSeq and is a predicted model, not a curated record. The transcript is spliced from 3 exons. NCBI's taxonomy places the organism in Eukaryota, Metazoa, Chordata, Actinopteri, Cyprinodontiformes, Rivulidae.
GUGCACAUGCGUCCUGAAUCACUUCCGCUUUGACCGGAUGUCGGCAUUCCAGUUUCCGGUUUAAUUCCUGUAUCCUGUCAUCCCAGAGAUAAACAACUAAAAUGAGUGUUGCUGCGUCAAAUAAACAAAAAUAUAACGUGCGUGGCAGCUUUAGAUUUCAGCCGACGGUGUUUGGGUCUAAGGAGCACUGUUGUGUGCCGCUUUGCUCGUCUUCAGGUCGCUAUAAUAGCCGUUUGAGCUUUCACCGUUUCCCUAAGGAGACAAGCCUUCGUUUGUGCUGGCUGCAAAAAAUCAGAAGAGAGGGAUUUACGGUAACUCCUCACACCAAGGUAUGUAGCCGACAUUUCCUGGAGAAUGAAGUAAUUACUACAGAAAAGGGAAGACGAAUUUUAGCAGCUGGGUCCGUUCCAUCAUUAUUUGAGUGGAACAAAUACAGCAGGAAGACACGAGCAGGUGUUUGGGAGCGCCGUUGUCGACCAUCUAAUCCAGAACCUGAUUCGGCGGAUCCAAUUGAGGACAAUGAACCACCCGUCAUGGUACCUAUGGUCGUGGACCAUGACUACGGCGCCAGCAGAACCGUGUGUGUUGACCGGGAGCAAUAUCACAGCAUGCUGAGAGAAAUUGAGCAACUGAAAGAGCAGCUCCGAUCCUGUAGUCUUCAAAAGCCGUUUGGACUGAAACGUUUUUCUACGUCACCAGAAGACAUCAGAUUUUACACCAGGUUCCCCUCAUAUGAGCAUCUGAAGGCGUUUUGGAACUUGAUCGAGGCAGCAACAGCCAAAAUGGUCAGGGUCACCAGAGCAAAGAAAACCGACGUCAUGAGUACAACAACUGAAACCCCUUUUACCAGACCAACUAAACUGCUGCCAAUAGAUGAGCUUUUUCUUUUCCUCUCCUACCUGUCUACUGGAUGUACCCAGAGGGAACUGGGCCAUCGAUUUAACAUCCACAGAGCAACAGUCAGCCGCAUUAUUGUGACAUGGGCCAACUUCCUGUACUGCUUAUUGGGCUCAAUUUGUGUGUGGAUGUCUCCUGCAGCUGUGAGUUCCAGUCUUCCACAGGAUUUUGAUGGCCGCUACAGUGACACACAAGUUAUCCUGGACUGUACAGAACUACGGUGUCAAACACCUUCAUCCCAAAAUGGACCUUUG